Messenger RNA from Macadamia integrifolia, 3842 nucleotides. Its product is annotated as mediator of RNA polymerase II transcription subunit 33A-like. The record is from RefSeq and is a predicted model, not a curated record. Gene Ontology annotation, biological process: regulation of phenylpropanoid metabolic process. NCBI's taxonomy places the organism in Eukaryota, Viridiplantae, Streptophyta, Magnoliopsida, Proteales, Proteaceae. Gene Ontology annotation, cellular component: mediator complex. Bases 638 to 3682 code for a protein of 1014 amino acids. The transcript is spliced from 11 exons.
UCCCAAUACUCCAUACUCCGCAGUUCACACACCUCAUAGGCCGAGUCUCCCAGACUCCUACCACAGGGGUUUCAACUUUCGAGCCUUGAGUUCAAAGUUCAAACACCUUAACUUCAGCUGUAGGUCGGUCUGUCGUUCUCACGCGUACACGCGUCACCCGCUACUCCAAAACUCCCACCUGCCCGUCUGAACUCUUAACUCACGUCACGUGAGUUAGUGACCGUCUCUCUCUCUCUCUCUCAGUCUUUGGUCACAAACCCCUCGAUCAAGCAAAGCUAAGCAACGUAACCAAACAGAUCGGAUCCGCACGCCAGCCACUCUGCAACACUCUGCCUUUACUAACUAUUUAGUCUGUCUGUGAUCUGUAUCAUCCCACGUCCUGUGUUUCCGCUUCCGAGUUUGCGUGCACGCCAUUUUCGGGUACUUCCGGAUUCCGUUUUCUGGUUCAACUCUCUCUCACAUAAUUGUUCUUUUCGACGAAUUCAAUUUUGUCUUCUUCAUCGUGGAAUAUUUUUCUUUCUUCCUUCAGAACUUAUGUCCAUCAAAAGUGAAGUGCCAUUGACAACAUUUGAGCUAUAAUAGAAGGAGGCGGGCGGCCAGCUAGCCAACCAGUAGAGGUACCCACUGUGGAAGCGUUAUGGUCGGGGCGGAGUCUUCUGCACAUCGUUUUGAGGAGCGGGUACUGGAGACGGUGAAAUGUUGUCAAGAACGAAGAGACCCUCCCUUUAUCUGGGUUAUGGAGGUUUGCAAAUGCGUCCGAGAGGCCGGUUUAGGGUUGCCGUGUCCUGAACUUGGGCAGGUUUUGGUUUCCACUCUUUGCUUCAAUGGAAACAACAACAACAACAACAACCCCUUCCUAUGGAAAUUUAUUGGCCAGGCCCUCUCUUCCGGCCUCCUCUAUUCCUUCCAUGUCCUUGCUCUUCUCACCCCCAGGGUGAUUCGUCAUCGCCAGAUUCAUCCAGAGGCUUACAGACUCUAUCUUGAACUCCUAAAGCAAUACACAUUUUCAUUUGCUCCAGUGGUAAUGAAUUCUUCAAGAGAGAAGAUCAUAAAAUCUGUUGAUGAUGCACUGCAACUUUCACAGACUUUUGGGGUUUGUGUAUUGGAUCUCGGACAUGCAUUUGUCUUGUUUCUUUUUACCGUCAUCAUCAGUUUAAUUGAUUGUGUAUUGGAUGAUUGGGGUUUGCAACCAACAUCAAUUCACAAAUUCAGUUGCAUAUUUGGAGUUGAAGAACACCAGAAUAUGGAUAUAUGCUCUCACGGGAAUCAAAAUGAUGAAAGAAAUGAACAUCGUGAAAUACUACGCAGAAGGAAUGCUUUUAUGGCAAUGGAGGUCUUGGGAAUACUGACAGAAAAUAGAAAAGCAAUGGUUUUACUUCGCCUCAUCCACUUGAACAUGGCUGAGAAAUUCAAUGGGCUUCUUCAAAGAAUUCAGUUUCUUGAAGCUCACAAGUCAGUCUCCUCAAAUUUGAAAUCUGCUAGUGAACUUUUGGUAAGAUUGUCUGCAAACAUAGAGAGAGCUUUGGGUUUGGAAUAUCAGUUGAACAAGCGCCAGCUCAUUGGAGUGAUGAUUGGUAUUGGAUCAUGUAGCUGGGGGUCUUCCCGCAACUUUGGAGAUGUCCGGGCUGCAUGUUGGGUUCCUUUUGAUAUUUUUAUGGAGACUGCAAUGGAUAGGAAACAGCUUCCUGCCACAUCAGCUAUUGAUAUACUUACAGAAUUAACAAAGACACUCCAAGUGAUUAACCGGGCGAGCUGGCAAGAGACCUUCCUAGCACUUUGGGUUUCAGCCCUUCGGCUUGUGCAACGAGAACGUGAUCCUCUAGAAGGGCCCAUUCCUCAUCUUGAUGCACGCCUUUGUGUUCUUUUGUCCAUCACACCAUUGGCAAUUGUUCGUAUUGUGGAGGAUGAGGGAGAAAUUUCCUUACCUGCUGUCCAGGGAGGUAUGGCAUUUGGGAGUGUGGGAUCUGACUACAAGCAUGGAAUGGAUGGAACUGCUAACGCUUCUAGAAGACAUGGACUGGUUUCAUCUCUUCAGGCUCUUGGGCAGUUUUCUGGUCUCCUAUCUAUUCCUGCUCCAGUUGUUGUUGAAGCUAAUAAUGCUGCUGCAAAAGCAGCGAACUUCAUCUAUAAUUUCAAGAAUGGGAAUGACAGUUUUAAUGGUGGCAACCAUGGUGAUACUUAUGUGAAAGCAGGUGGGAACAUGCGGCAUCUCAUAGUGGAGGCUUGCAUUGCAAGAAAGUUGAUUGAUACAUCAGCAUACUUCUGGCCUGGUUAUGUGCUUCCAUCAGUAACCCCAUUGUCGGAUCCAUCACCAGCUCAAGGAUCUCCAUGGUCUGCCUUCAUGGACGGGGCUCCAUUGGCUGGUCCUCUAAAAAAUGCCCUAAUUUCAACUCCUGCUUCAAGCUUUGCGGAGAUCGAGAAAUUGUAUCACAUGGCAUUAAAUGGGCCAGAGGAGGAUAGGUCAGCGUCUGCAAAGAUUCUAUGUGGUGCAUCUCUCAUCCGUGGGUGGAAUAUCCAGGAGUAUGUGGUACACUUUGUGGUAAAACUUCUGUCUCCUCCUAUGCCGCCCAAUUUUACUGGACCUGGAAGUCAUUUAGUUGAUUUUAUGUCAAUGCUGAAUGCUGUCCUUUUUGGGUUGUCUUCUGCUGAUGCUGAGCAUAUUCUUUCUUUGCAUGGUUUGGUCCCAGAAGUUGCUGCAGCUUUAAUGCCACUUUGUGAGGCUUUUGGUUCACUUAUACCAACAUCCAGUCAUAAAUCAAGCAUGGGUGAUGAGAUAUCAGCUUACACUGUAUUUUCAUGUGCAUUUCUCUUUCUUCUUCGGUUAUGGAAAUUCUAUAGACCUCCUCAUGAGCACUGUAUCACGGAGCGAGGAGGAUCCACAGGAUCUGAGCUUACUCUGGAGUAUCUAUUAUUAUUACGAAACAGUCGCAUUGCGUCACAUAAUUCUGCUCCUGCGGACGAAACUAAUAAAGUUUCCCUCCUGCUUGAAUCAUUGUCGGCUUCACCUGUAUAUAUUGAAUCCUUUCCGAAAUUACGAGCAUGGUAUUGUCAAAACAAAGCUUGUAUAGCCUCAACUCUCUCUGGCCUUUGCAGUGGUAAUCCAGUUCACCAAGUUGCCAAUAAGAUCUUAAAUAUGAUCUAUUGGAAAAUGACCAGGGGUGGGACCUUGUCUGGUAACUCAACACCUUCAAGCAGCAGCAUUAGUGGGUCCCCUGUAAGUGCUGGAGAAGAUGCCUACCAGAGACCAAUGCUCCCUGCAUGGGAGGUUUUGGAAGCAACACCUUUUGUUCUUGAGGCAGUAUUAUCAGCCUGUGCCCAUGGUAGACUUUCAUCUCGGGACUUAACUACAGGCUUGAGGGACCUUGUGGACUUUCUACCAGCAUCGCUUGCAGCUAUUAUAAGUUACUUCUCUGCUGAAAUUACUCGUGGUAUCUGGAAGCCUGUUUCCAUGAACGGGGUGGAAUGGCCUAGUCCAGCAGCAAACCUUCUUUUGAUUGAAUCUGAGAUAAAGGAAAUCCUUGCUGCUGCAGGAGUUGAUGCUCCUAGCUGUUCGGCAGGUACAUUCUACUGUGCUUUUGUUUUAUCAUCUUUUAUCUGCUUCCGUAUGUUUGUUUCAUUUACUGAUCACUUAAUUCACAAGGUUGAAUUGAUAUGCUUCCAAAGAUCUCUAUUUUUUUGCUAAAUAUUCUAGGGUUCUUGAUGUAGGAGAGAUUUGGACAACAAUUUUUAAGGGCUGAAUUAAAAGGAGGGUGUGGUGGAAAAUAAUCAGGAAAAGAGGAUGAAUAGUUUCGUACUUUUCUCAGGGCAGAAAUUUGUUCUGCUAGUAGGCCAACUAAUAAGAA